AGCGAGAAGAUCAGUGGAGCAGAAGGGACAAAACUUGAUGGAGACUUUCAAGAGAUGGAGAAGAAAAUCGAUGUCACUGGCAAGGCGGUGGCAGAACUCUUAUCCAAAGCUACAGAAUAUCUUCAACCUAACCCAGCCUACAGAGCUAAACUAGGAAUGCUGAACACGGUCUCCAAGAUCCGAGGGCAAGUCAAGGACACAGGAUACCCACAGACCGAAGGAUUACUUGGGGACUGUAUGCUCCGAUACGGGGGAGAACUGGGAGAGGACUCCACCUUCGGUGCUGCGCUGAUCGAUGUGGGAGAAAGCAUGAAGCAGAUGGCAGAAGUGAAAGAUUCCCUAGAUAUCACCAUCAAGCAGAAUUUUAUUGACCCUCUACAGCUACUGCAAGAAAAGGAUUUAAAAGAGAUUGGACGCCAUCUAAAAAAAUUAGAAGGCCGGCGUCUAGAUUACGAUUACAAAAGGAAACGUCUCGGGAAGAUUCCAGACGAGGAAGUGAAGCAAGCCGUUGAGAAGUUCGAAGAGUCCAAAGAGUUGGCAGAACGGAGCAUGUUCAACUUUUUGGAAAAUGACAUCGAGCAAGUGUGUCAGCUGUUAGUCUUAGUAGAAGCCGCGCUGGAUUAUCACAAUCAGUCUGCAGAAAUUUUGGAGGAUCUGCAGAGCAAGCUGCAAAAUCGGAUAAAUGUGGCUUCAAGUCGCCCUAAACGUGAAUUUAAGCCCAAACCAAUCACACGGACGCAUCUGGAAAUAAGCAAUGGUCAACCACACAAUGGAAUUUCCUUUAGUCCAUCAAUUAAAUCAUCAGGUUCUUCGUGUCACAUGGACCAGCCGUGCUGCCAAGCCUUGUACGACUUUGAGGCUGAAAACGAAGGGGAGCUGGGCUUUAAGGAAGGAGACAUCAUCACGUUGACCAAUCAGAUUGACGAGAACUGGUACGAAGGCAUGUUGAAAGGUGAAUCUGGCUUCUUCCCCAUCAGCUACGUUGACGUCAUUGUCGCCUUGCCGCAGUGAAUGUGUCCUUUUCACGCUAGUGAUGCAACCAAAAACAGGGUCUUUGCCCAGAGCGGUGUUUUCAUUUGUGCGGCGUACUACAAAAGCCUGUGCUUCCGUUGACCAACUUAACUGACUCUUUUUGUACGCGUCUUUUAAGAAAUAUAUUUAUUUUGUAUCCCUACAAUGUGUAUAUAAAUUAUUAAGCCCUUUUUUUCGGUUACCAGCAAAGAACAGCAGCCAAGCCCGAUCCUGUGCUUUUGUGCCUUGAAAAUCUCCCUGAGGCUUUUUUCUGAAAAUGAAGCUAUUAUGCCGAUUAUGGCAACAAGAAGCCAUGCAUCAAGUGAUGAAUUUUAUUUGUGGGUACCAUUUUUUUAGCUACCCUAAGUUUGUUCAUCAUUGAGCCACUACUGUUACCCUGAACUGAACUGUGAAAAGCUAAUAUUUACCACGUGCUAUAUCUUGACUAGAGAAGGAGGAUUACUUCCUUGAUAUUCCUGUAUUAAGUCCACGUUACCCUCAAACACUUAACUCUUCACUGACCAGA
Messenger RNA from Protobothrops mucrosquamatus (brown spotted pit viper), 1537 nucleotides. Its product is annotated as endophilin-A3. Lineage: Eukaryota; Metazoa; Chordata; Lepidosauria; Squamata; Viperidae. The record is from RefSeq and is a predicted model, not a curated record. Gene Ontology annotation, molecular function: protein binding. The transcript has 8 exons. Gene Ontology annotation, biological process: synaptic vesicle uncoating. Gene Ontology annotation, cellular component: cytoplasm; presynapse; glutamatergic synapse. The coding region runs from base 55 to 1011 and encodes 318 amino acids.